AUAAAUAGUAAACAUGCAUGUUAAGGUGGGAACUGACAGUGUGUUUCCAAGGUCAAUCUUAUCGCUGACCAAAGUGGAAUGUGUGUUUUUUUGUUUUUUUUUUAGGAUGUACACUGUCGGUUUAUUAAGAGUCACUGCAGCAGGAUCCCGGUGUUAACACUGGUAACAUGGCUUUAGUGAAGGCGACACUUGGUCUCCUGACCGUCCUCGUGCUCUCUGGAAGCUCCUGGGCUGAAGGUGACGAGGACCAGUCUGUCGCUGAGCGCCUGUGGAGGGCCAACAAGGAUGUUGUGCACACGGCAGACGAGCCCCUCGUCAUGGACGACAUCGCCUAUGACAACGAGAAUGAGAGAAAUGCUGAUCCAUGCACCUCCCGUGGUUGUAUGUGGGGCAAAUCCAGUGACGGGAAAGUCUACGUGCCGUACGUCAUUGCCUCACAUUUCGCUUCACGUGAGCGCUCCAUCAUCGAGCGCGGACUCCUGUCCUUCCAUGACGUCUCUUGCAUUCGCUUCGUCUCACGAACCAACCAGAGAGAUUACCUGAGCAUCGAGUCCAACAAUGGCUGCUACUCCUACGUCGGUCGCCGUGGUUACUCUCAGACUCUGUCUCUGGACCGUCAGGGAUGCCUCUACCACAACACCGUCCAGCACGAGCUGCUCCAUGCCCUCGGCUUCAACCACGAGCAGUGUCGCUCCGACAGAGACCAGCACAUCCGAGUCCUGUGGCACAACAUCCAGUCUGGUUGGGAGUAUGCCUUCGACAAGAUCAACACUCUGAACCAGAACACGCCCUAUGACUACAGCUCUGUCAUGCAGUACCACAAAUAUGCCUUCUCUGGCAACAACCAGCCCACCAUGCAGCCCAUCCCCAACGCUAACGUUCAAUUCGGCACAUCCCAGCAGAUGAGCCAGAAUGACAUUGCUCGUCUGAACAGGCUGUACAAGUGUUGAACAAGGAUGUUCCUGUCAGCAAGAUGAUCCUGCUCAUCAAGUUGAAACAGAAAGAUCCUAACCUGCUCAGCACUGCACCUGGAUAAUCUCACCUUGGCUCUAACUAUGGG
Messenger RNA from Solea solea (common sole), 1060 nucleotides. RefSeq names its product hatching enzyme 1.2-like. The coding region runs from base 168 to 950 and encodes 260 amino acids. NCBI's taxonomy places the organism in Eukaryota, Metazoa, Chordata, Actinopteri, Pleuronectiformes, Soleidae. Gene Ontology annotation, molecular function: zinc ion binding; metalloendopeptidase activity. The transcript has 8 exons. Gene Ontology annotation, biological process: proteolysis. The record is from RefSeq and is a predicted model, not a curated record.